AUGUUCAAACCACAAUUGGGCAGAAACAUUGAAGUCUAUAUCGAUGAUAUGGUUGUAAAGAGCAAAGUGGUUUCCGGGCAUAUGGGAGAUCUUACGAGUAUUUUUGGAAUUCUGAGAAAGCACAAGCUACGUUUGAAUGCUUCAAAGUGUUCAUUUGGAGUAAGCUCCAAAAAGUUUUUGGGAUACAUGCUGACUCACAGGGGAAUUGAGGUAAAUCCAGAUCAGAUUAAGGCCAUUAAUGGCUUACAAGCACCUCGAAACCCUAAGGAGGUGAAGAAACUGACAGGGAUGACUGCUACUUUGAACCGAUUUAUCUCUAGGUUCGCAGAUAGUCCUGAGGUGGAUGAGGUCCUGUUUGCCUACUUGGCGGUGGCCUUUCAUGCCGUAAUUUUUGUUUUGAUACGAGAAGACAGUGGCAUCCAAAGACCAAUCUAUUACCUCAAAUCCAUACUUUGGAGUGCGGAUUAUAUCGGGAGGAUUACUAAAUGGGGCACAAUUCUGGGGGCUUUUGACAUUAAAUAUAUGCCUCGUACCUCUGUGAAAGGCCAAGUCAUCGCCGAUCUAGUAGCCGAGUUUGCUGAGCUUCCAGAAGAAGCAGAAGUGAAGCAACAUGACAUGGAUGAAAAAUCGGUUGGCCUAAUCUCCACACAAGACCCCUCGUCCUGGAAAGUGUAUGUGGACGGAGCAGCAAACCAACGGGGAGCAGGAGUGGGGCUAGUUCUAGUAUCCCCUGAAAAGAUCAUCAUUGAAAAGUCCUUGAGGUUGGGAUUCUCGGCUACAAACAACGAGGCGGAAUAUGAAGUUUUGCUGAUGGGAAUGACUAUGAUCCAGAAAAUGGGUGGAAAGGUAGUGAAAAUGUUCUCAGAUUCAAGACUGAUCGUGGGACAAGUAAAGGGAGAACUAGAAGCCCGAGAUACCAGGAUGCAGGAGUAUUUGGGUCAAAUUAGGCGUAUACAAACGAAAUUUGAAUCUUUUGACUUGUCAUAUAUCCCCAAAGGUGAAAACACUCAUGCAGAUUCCUUGGCUACCCUUGCCACCUCCUCGGCACGGAAUUUGCCCCAAGUGAUAAUUAUCGAAGAUUUAUACACCCCUACCCCAACGAGAAAAGACUUGCUUCAGAUCCAUCAAGUCAACUUAGGACCGAGCUGGAUGGACCUUAUACUGCUUUUCCUCAUAAGGAAUAUAUUGCCUGGAGAUAAGUCAGAAGCUGAGAAAGUACGAAGGAAAGCUCCUCGAUUUUGGUUGUCUGAGGACAAAAAGUUAUAUAAGCGUUCUUUUUCUGAGCCAUAUCUGCUUUGUGUACAUCCCGAGAUAUCAGAGUCACUCCUAGAGGAACUACAUAAAGGAAUUUGUGGAAGUCACACAGGGGGAAGAUCUUUAUCUCACCGGGCUAUUACCCAAGGAUACUGGUGGCCAGACAUGCAAAGGAAUGCGCAAGAAUAUGUUAGAAAAUGUGAUCAGUGCCAGAGAUUUGCUCCAAACAUUCACCAGCCCAGAGGAGUCCUUAAUCCUCUAUCUAGCCCUUGGCCUUUUGCUCAAUGA
Messenger RNA from Quercus lobata, 1542 nucleotides. RefSeq lists its product as uncharacterized. The record is from RefSeq and is a predicted model, not a curated record. Gene Ontology annotation, molecular function: RNA-DNA hybrid ribonuclease activity; nucleic acid binding. Lineage: Eukaryota; Viridiplantae; Streptophyta; Magnoliopsida; Fagales; Fagaceae. The transcript is spliced from 3 exons. Bases 1 to 1542 code for a protein of 513 amino acids.